This is a messenger RNA of Medioppia subpectinata, 1167 nucleotides long. Lineage: Eukaryota; Metazoa; Arthropoda; Arachnida; Sarcoptiformes; Oppiidae. The record is from the annotation of a GenBank genome assembly.
AUGUGUAAAUUAAUAAUAAUACUACUGCCAAUAUUAUUAAUAUUACUAUUGCCACAAACCAGUAGUAAAUUGACCAGGUUAACUCUGACUAAAUUCCAAUCAAUGCGAAAUUAUUGUCAACAAAACAACUUAAAUAUAAGCGAUAUUUUUCCCAAUAAUGUGGGCCAAAACGGGUCGGCCAUAUUGGAGCCGCUGUCCAAUUACAUGGACUCCGAAUACUAUGGCGUCAUAUCGUUGGGUACACCGCCUCAGCCUUUCAAAGUAAUAUUUGACACGGGAAGCUCAGACUUAUGGGUGCCGGGCAUAUACUGUCAAUCAUACGCCUGCAAAAUCCACCGUAAAUACAAUCCAUCUAGAUCAUCCACAUACCAGCCCAAUGGUCAGCUCUUUGCCAUACAAUACGGCACCGGCAGUGCUACCGGAUAUCUAAGUUCAGAUACACUGACAAUAGGUGGAGCUAAAGUAGUCAACCAGACAUUUGCCGAGACAACAAGUGAACCUGGUACUACAUUUAUAUACUCCGAGUUUGACGGCAUAUUAGGCAUGGGUUACCCGCAGUUGUCUUCCUAUGGAGUGACGCCAGUGUUCAACAAUAUGAUAGCACAGGGAGUGGUGUCGGCGCCGGUCUUCUCCUUCUACCUGAGCCGAGGCGUGAGGGGAAAACCCGACGGAGAGCUUAUACUCGGUGGCACUGACCCCAACCACUAUACAGGUAACUUUUCAUACGUAAACGUGACUAAACAGGGUUACUGGCAAUUUCAAAUGGACAUGGUCAGUGUGGGUGACGUACAGUUGUGCACCGGUGGCGGGUGUCAGGCCAUCGCAGACACCGGCACUUCGCUAUUAGUGGGACCGCAGCAUAAGAUUGCGCGCAUAAACCGCGCGAUUGGCGCCACAUAUCAGAGCGACGGUCAGUAUGUCAUGGAUUGCCGUUCAGUGCAGUCAUUGCCGACCGUCACCUUCACUAUCGCCGGUCACGCGUUUCCCUUAACCGGCGCUCAGUAUGUGUUGCGACAGUUGGGACCCAACGGUCGGCCCCAAUGUCUGUCCGGCUUCUCAACGAUGGGUUCGACUCUACAAUGGAUUUUAGGCGAUGUUUUCAUUCAAACGUAUUAUACUUUAUAUGAUUUCGGCAAUAAUAGGGUUGGAUUCGCGACAGCGAAAUAA